GCACAUGGACACGAUGCGUAGCGUGUGUACCUCGCGAGAUUAUCCCCUCCACACGCCACCGUACGCUGUCGACUUGUCGAGGCUGUCGGGAAUCCCAAGUCGGAAUUCAGAUCUGGCAUUGCUGCUCGAGUUAGAAUUGCGUUGUGCAUUACGUAAAUAACAUCGUUCUCGUCUCCUGCCUGAGAAAAUAAUUUUCCGCAAGCAAUCUAUCACUAUUCCCACUGCUUGAAAGUGUCUACCAAUUUCAAACUCAUUAUUAUCGAAUAUUUCAAACGGACCAUCACGAAAACUUCGUGGUCGCCAUUGUGAUACUUUAGCAGUAUUUCCUGUAUUCCGUACUUCGUCAAUUGCACGAAGGACAACGAUUGCAAGCAAAACAAGAGAAAGUUGAACAUGUACAACCAAAGCGAGGACCAAGAAAGUAAGAAGAGACCGUCCAAAGAUAUGGGUGAUUACAGCGUUUCGGAAGAAGAGGAUGGAGACACAGCUGAUUUGAUGGAUAUUAGACCACAACAAGCAAUUGGUAGCCAGGAAUCAAGUUCAUCUCUGAAGAAACAUAGUGAUAAAAGAAGUAAGGAUGAAAAGGAAGGUAACUCGCGUCAACACCAAGAUAGGCUCGACGAACAUAAACAUACUGAGGAGAACAUGGAGAGGUUUGGGCAUGUAUCUCAACAACAGACUAGUUCUUAUCGAGAAAACUCACAGUUUUUAUCACGUCUAUACACAUCAAAAGAAGAGUUUGUAAAAGAAUACAAAAGGCUCUACCAUGGAAAAGCAAAAGCCGAAGAGCUUUAUUUCCUAAUUUUAACUAGACUGAAAAAUGCAGUAUCAGAGGGUACUAUUAAUGAAUUAAAACAAUUAAGCAAUUUAAUUGAUUACACAAAAGAUGCUGAAGAUGAAAUAACUUUGAGAGAUUAUUAUGCUCGCGCUAGUAAUCCUAUUAAAAAUACUAAUUUAGUCAUCUUAGCCUGUAAGCAUAACAAGGUAAAAGUUUUAGAGUGGUUAUUUGGCAGUGCUAAUAGAAUCUUAAGUAAUUUAUCUAUUGAUACCACAAAAACUACUAUAUUACCAGAUGAUAGAGAUGAAGAACGUCACAAUGCGUUUUAUUAUGCUAUACGUUCAAGUAACAUUGAGCUUCUUGAUAAACUCAUCCGCAACUGGCCGGGUAAUUAUUUUGCUGUUCACUUGGGAGAGUUGGAUGAAGCUCUUUCAAAAGCUUAUGAAGAAUUAAAGUUAAAGAAUGUAUCCUUGUCGGACAAAAUGGAAAUAUUUGUUGAAAAUAAGUUAAUAGACCUCCGUUUCUUCUCAAAUACUUCAGGAUGCGACCAAAGCUUCAGCGGUAAUCUUAGUAAUAUCAGAGAACGGAUUAGAUUAAUACUUGAAAACAUUAGCGUACUGAAGAGAGAUUACUUAAACACCGAAGUAGAUGAAAGGUUUUUAGUUGUAGCAAAGUUUAUUGCACAAAAUAUUCAUAUAUUAAAACAGCAGUUAACAUCAACUUAUCAUAGAUUACCUUGGGAAGAAAUAGAGUUCUGUUUAGUCAGUUUUAUCUCUUCUUACAUAAAACGACAAGAUGUUAAUCUAUUUUACCGUUCUGUAUUGACUAAAAGUAAAAUAUUAAAUCAUUUAGAAAAUUUUGCAAAGAAAAUCGAAAACGAAAAAUAUAUUGUGGAAGGUGCAGAUAUUGAUAAAGCUACUGAUUUCCCAAAGUUAAAACGUGAAAAAGUUAUUGCAGAGAUUAUUAGCAGUUACCCUCAAUUUGAAGAAUUGUAUAAUGAUUAUCAACAAAUUAGGGAUAUUCAGUCUUUAAAGAAAAUAAGUGAUUAUAUAAAAUUAGCAUUGUCAGCUGAUUGUAGAGACAGGGAAGACCAGUUAAUUAUUACAAGGGUUUUACAAGUUAUUGGUGAGCAUUUAAAAAACACCUUAGAGUCCCCUAAGUUAUCUAAUACUACAAGUGAGCUUUUGCUGCUAUCCUUACCAAAAUAUACAAGAAAAAUAGUUACAGAUUUACACAAUUUAUUAUCACAUGCUUAUUCACUCUUCAAGAGAACAGAGAUUCUGGGAAGUAAAAAUGUUAAUAUUUUUAUUAGUAUUCAAAAUGAUAUUAAAAAAGUUGAUGAUGUUAUUACUGAUAUUUUUUAUGAAAAAAAAAUAAAAAUGAUCAGAAUACUUCUAAACAAGGUAAUUAAUUGUGACAAUUUGAAUGAAAUAAAAGAGGUUGUUGAAGUGCUUCCUACUGUUGAAUUUGAUCAAUUAAUCUCGGAGCAUUUUUAUAUGAUGGAAAACGAGAAGCUUGAAAAUCUCUUUAAAGAAUUGAGCGAUAAUAUAACGCAGAAGACAAAUUAUGAACAGCACUUGUUCGACAAACUUAAUGGUAUAAUCAAUUCUGAUAUCCAAUCAGAAAAUGUUACUACCUACAUUACAGGCGUUGCAUUAUUAAAUAUUUGCUUGAAUGCAAAAAUGAUGGACCAUAACACUAUUGAAAGAAUAAAACUCCAUGCUAAUCAAUUAUUAGAGAAUAUGGCUCUAAAACUAAAACCUCAUAAUGUUAAAAAAAUUGCUAUGUUAUCAAUGAAAAUUUCUCGUAGUGUUGGGUUAAGAAUUCAAGAUGACACCUUGGAUAAAGUGAACAGAUUACUUUGGGAAAUUGUUUUUAUUGUUGUACUUGCAACAGACGAUAUCGAAUGGAUUAAGAAAUUAAGAGAGGAAUUAAAUACAAACGAUUCUUUUAUUCCUAUAUAUGGACAAGAGAAGACUUACGAUGUUGCAGAAGAUAAAUAUAAUAACCAUCUUGCACCGAAACUACCUGAAUUAAGAAAUAUUUUAAACAAUUUAUUAAGUGACAAAUUAACUAAAACAUUUUCUUUCUAUAAGAACGAUGAAAAAUUGCAAGCAAUAAUACAAAUGCUUGUUUUGGAUAUACUGUCAAUUUUACAUAGCUCAAAGGAAUAUCUGGAAAAUAAACAACUUGUUUUAGAUGAUAAUACUCCUUCAUUAAGUGGAAAAUGUUUCCGUAAUCAUUUAGCACAUGAUAAUGUAUUAGUUAAUAUAUUAUUAUCUAAUCCUUCAAAAACAGGUGUUUCAAAUGCUGAAAAACUUAUUGAAGAAAAUGUAAUGGAAAGUAACAGGAAAAUUGACAACUUGGUGAUUGAUGAUCCUUCCAGAUUGAGAGAGAAAUACGAUCAAGACUUACUUACCAUUAUUAAUCAGAGAAGAAUGUUCGCUGCAUUGCAAGAAGGAAAUUUAGAAAGCUUAAAAGAUUGCCUCAGGAAAGGAGCAGAUCUUAAUGCUAGAAAUAUUAACUCGUGGACCACAUUGCAUUUUGCUGCUAAGGGACCUAGUGUUGAAGUUAUAAAAUUCAUCUUUGAUCAAAAUUUAAGCCUUAAUGUUAAGGAUACUAAUGGCCAAAGCCCACUGCACGUUGCUGCUAUGCAUGGAAGAAAAAUGAUUGUGGACUUCUUCAUACAAGAAGCAGGCUUACAUGUUGAUAAUCUGGAUCAUGGUGGCAAAACACCGUUACACAUUGCAGCUCAAUAUGGUCACAAGGAUACUGUUGAUUUUCUAUUGAAAAAUAAAGCUAAUACUUUUAUCCAGGAUGUAGCCGGUCUUUCACCUUUAUUCUAUGCAAUAAGAAACAAUCAUGUUGACGUUGCUAAGAUUCUACUAACAAAAGAAGCAAAUGUUGAUGUCAAUGAAGCUAUGGGUGGUUUUACCCCAUUGCAUGAAGCAGCAGAAAAUGGUCACUUGGAGUUAGUCAAUUUCUUACUUGAACAUAAAGCAGAUAUUAAGGCAAAAAAUGAUAGAGAUUGGACACCAAUACAUGCAGCAGCAUUCAACGGCCACCUGGAAAUAGUGGACACUUUAAUUCUAAAGGGAGCUGAUGUUAACGCAAAAGAUAUCAAUGGUUGUACACCAGUACAUUGUGCAGUAGAAACCGGUCACGAGAAGAUAGCUAGCAUUCUAUUGAAACAUGGAGCUAAUGUUAAUGCCGUUCACAAAACCUAUAAUAGUACAGCUUUACACUUUGCGGCACAAGAUGGACACGAGGAAAUCGUUAAGAUUUUGCUGAACAAUAAAGCUAACACCAGUGCUAACACUGUUGGGGGUAUAACUCCACUACACUUGGCAGUACAGAAUGGCCACUUGGAAACGGUGACUAUUCUUCUCAAACAUGGUGUUAAUAUUCACGCUAAAGAUAAAAAUAACGUUACACCAUUACAUUACGCAGUAACAAGUGGUCAUAAGGAAGUUGCUGAAUUUUUAAUAAGAAAUGGAGCAGAAGUUAAUGCUAAAACCAAUAUUGAUGAAACAUCACUACAUGAAGCUACUAUGAAAGGAUAUAAAGAUAUUACCGAACUCCUGAUAAAACAUAAAGCCGAAGUUAACGCUCAAGAUAUUGAUGGUGUUACACCCCUACAUGCAGCUGCCAUAAACGGUAGCGUAGAAGUUAUUGAUCUUCUGAUAAAAAAGAAAGCUGAUGUUAAUGCUAGAACCAACAACGACAUUACACCAUUGCAUAUGGCUGCUCGAGACAAUCAUAUAGAUGCUACUGUUUUGCUAAUACAAAAUGAAGCUAACGUCAAUGCUAAAGCUAAAUAUGAUUUUACACCGUUACAUGCAGCUGUUCUAGAAGGACAUAAAAAUGUUGUUGAUCUCCUAAUAAAACAUAAAGCCCAAGUCGAUGUAAGAAACAGUAUUACAGGUGCACCAUUACUGAUAGCUGUGGAAGCAGGUCAUAAAGAAAUCGUUAAGAUUUUGAUAGCAAACGGUGCUAAUAUCAACAUCGAGAUUAACGACUCUACACCAUUGCUUUCUGCAAUUAAAUGUAAUAACAAGGAAAUCGUUGAAGUUCUUAUAGCAAAUGGAGCUAAUGUUGACGCAGAAGGUAAACCUUUAUUUGUAGCAGCGCAUGCUGGCUAUAAAGAUAUUGUAGAUAUUUUGCUACAAACCACAACUCGCGUUAACAUAAAAGGUCUUGGUAACAUUACACCAUUAUAUGCAGCUGCUGCAGGAGGACAUAAGGAUAUAGUGAAGGCUUUGAUAACAAGCGGUGCUGAUAUUGAUGCCAUGUGUAUUGAUGGUGGAACACCAUUACAUUUUGCAGCACACGAGGGUUAUAAAGAAGUUGUUGAGAUUUUGAUAGCAAAUGGAGCUAAUGUUAAUGUUGUUGUUAAAGGUGCCGGCGGAGCAACACCAUUACAUGCAGCAGCAACAUUUGGUCGCACUGAUGUUGUAAAAAUUUUACUAAAUAAUAAUGCAAAUGUUAAUAUUAAGAAUUAUGAGGGUAGAACAGCUUUAGAAUUAGCAGUGGCACAUGAUCGUUUGGAAGUGGUUAAAGCAUUCCUUCAGUACAAGAAAGUAAAUAUGAAUAGUAAGGGUUACGAUAAUCGGACAAUAUUGCACAUCGCUUCACAGGGAAGUAACUUAGAAAUGGUGAAGUAUCUAGUCGACAAAGGGUCUGAUAUUAAUGCUAAAGCUGACGCUGGCUUAAAGCCCGUGCAUCUUGCAGCUAGAGAUGGUCAUGAGGAAAUUGUAGAGUUUUUCCUUAGUAAGGGACUAAGUGUCAACGAGCCGACUAUAUUUAAUGGGACAUUACUACAGUAUGCUACAAUAAAAGGUCAUUUAGCAGUUAUCGAGUAUUUAAUAGCGCAAGGUGCUGAUGUCAAUGCUCAAGAUAUCAAUGGCGUAAGUCCUAUGCAUAUUGCUGCUAAGUUUGGCCAUAAAAAUGUGAUUGAAGUUUUACUAAAACAUGGAGCAACUUAUAAUGUUAUUGACAAAUCAUCUAGAAAACCAUUAGUAGCGGCUCGUGACAAAAACGUUAUCAGCCUAUUAACAUCAACUGAAACGUUAUUUCAGGCUAUAAAACAUAAUGAUUUUUCAGAAGUUGAGAGUUGCAUCAAAAUGGGAGCAUUUGUUAAUGCCAAAAAUGCUGAUGGUGGAACACCACUGCAUUUUGCUGCAUGGAAAGGCAGUGACAGAGUUGUCAGUCUUCUAUUACAAAAUAAAGCUAAUUCCAAUGCAGUUAAUAACAAGGGGUUUACUCCUCUACAUUAUGCUGCUAAGUUCUCUCACUUAAAAGUUGUAAAGGCUUUAUUAUCUAAUGGUGCAAUAUACAAUGCUGUCUCUGACAAUGAUAAAACGCCAUUGAAUCUUACUGUAGAAAAAGAAAUUAUUUAUUUAUUUAAAUUAGUGAAUAAAUCAUUUAAAAACGUUAAAAAUGGUAACUCUAAAGUUAUUGAUGAUCUUAAUAAAAUAAAGGACGUUGACACAAUAAAAGCUAUCAUGGGUGCUCGUAACAAAGAAAACAAAACGCUAAUAGUUGCUGCAGCGCAUAGUAACUUUUCAAAACUCGAACGAUUGAAACAGGUAUCACAAGGUGAUGUAUCGUCUCAGCUUGAUAUAGCUUUCGCUUUCUUGGAACAGAGCAAAUAUCAACAGGCCUUAAGUAUUUAUAAAAGUGUAUUUGAAAAGAGGAAAGAAAUAUUAGGACCAGAUAAUCCUGGUACUUUAGAUAUUCAGACGUGUAUAGCUGAUGCAUUAUAUGCACAAGGAUAUUACCAAGAAGCUUUAAAUACGCUUGAGGAAAUUUUCCAGAAACAGAAAGAAGUUCUGGGUUUGAAUAAUAUCGACACUCUAAAUACAAGAAGUACAAUUGCUCUAAUGCUGCACGGACAAGAAAAAAAUGAGGAAGCUUCUAAUAUCUAUCAAGAAGUCUAUCAGAAACAAAAAGAAAUAUUAGGACCAAAUCACUCAGACACUUUAGAUACUCAGUUGCACAUGACAUUACUAUUGUAUGAACAAGGGAAAUAUGAAGAAGCGUUAAAUAUUAAUAGGAUAAUUUUUGAAAAAAGAAAAAAGAUGUCAGAUGUAAAGGCUGUGGCAAUUGCUAUGCGUGCUCAAAAUAAUAUAGCAAUGAUACUGUGUAACCAGGGUAAAUACGCAGAGACAUUGGAAAUUUAUGAAGAGCUUUUCGAAAAGAAUAUGAUGAUUUUCGGUAUUACUCAUUUUGAAACUUUGAAAACAUUACAUGACAUUGCCGGAGUACUAUUCCAUCAAAAGAAAUAUCAUGAAGCCUUGAAAGCUUUCCAAAAGGUUUUAAAUAUCCAAAAAUGCGUUUUGGGGCCAAAUGAUAUUGAUAUCUUAGAGACUCAAGUUAAUAUAGCAAAUAUACUUUUUGCUCAAGGCAAAUGGAUUGGUGCACUAAAAGCUUACAAAGAAACUUUUGAUCAAUUAAAAUCUGUUUUUGGACUAAAUCAUCCUAGUAUUUCGAAUAUUUUGCAGAGGAUAAAAAGCAUUAAAGUGAUAUUUAAACUUGAGGGCGGUAUUGAAUCGGAAGUUUUCCAACAUCUGCAAAAAGAUAUUAACAUUGCUGCUAGUAAUGGUGAUGUAGAAACUGUGCAAUGUCUAUUAAAAGGUGGAAUUAAUAUCAAUGAUAAAGACAUUGAUGGAAGAACAGCAUUACACUACGCUGUUAGCAGUGAACGAGUAGAUGUUAUUAACAUCUUACUACAAACUGGAGCUGAUGUUACCCAAGUUACUAAUAAAAAUAAUACACCGUUACACAUUGCUACCUCGAAAGGUUACAAAAAAAUUGUCGAAGUUUUGUUACAACAUGUGAGUCGUCAUAAUGGACGUGUAAAAUUAAAUGACCUUAUUAAUACUAAAACCGCUGCUAGCGGUAGUACAUCACUUCACAUUGCAGCCAACAAUGGUUACUUAGAGAUUGUCAAAUCUUUAUUGAAGUAUGGUGCGAUCUAUAACAUUAAGAAUAAAGAAGGUAAGACACCUCUCAAUCUUACCAAAUACCAGAGUGUUACUAAUUUGUUGCAACUUGUUGAAGAAAUAUUUGAAGACGCAAAAAUAGGUAAUAGUGAAAUUAUUAACAAGUUAAAAGCAGUAAAACCAGACGAGUUUGUAGCUGUGAUUAAUACUCGUAAUGGUCAAGGGAAUAAACUAUUACAAGUUACUAUAUCUAAUAAACACAUAAAUAUUGCGAGGAAAUUGUUAAAAAUGCAAAUGUCAGAUCAGAAUGUAUAAGAUGUUAAUAGAAGAUGGAGUUAAAGGUUUAAAACUCUAAAUGACAUGGAAAUAUUUAUAUGGAACCUAACGCAAUAUUAUAUUAACAGGAACUGUGGAUUAGAAAAAUAACAUCAUAAUCGUAACAUCAUGCAGGUCAACAACCUCUUUUUUUCAUAAAUUUUCACUAGUUUGCACUAAACCUCGAUCUCUUCUUAAAAAAUUUCAGUACACAUCACUUACUCUGAAAGUCAUAUUAUGUUCCAUCUUUCUUGUAUUUGCAGAAACCCUUACAAGAACAAGUGCUUAAUGCUUACUUAAUUAGCAAUGUGACUAGAUUUAUUAUACGAUUUGUCAAAAUUAAAGUAUAGUGAUUAGAAAAUAUAAGGGGCGCGCGUGUUGCGUACGUGUGUUAGAGAAUUUUUAGUUUAAGCUUUUGUGAUGUGCAAAAAAUGAGGGACUAUAUUUUCAAAUAUUUUAAAAGGCUAUAAUUUUUAUAGUUUAGGGGUUAUUUUAUACGUAAAGUAGGUAUCAGGUUUUUUUAAUAUUUAUGGAUAAAAGUUUCAGUUUUAUGUAUUCAAGUUAAGUUAUCUUUAUGUAUUAUUAUUUAUCGUUCAGUUUUGAAGGACAAAAAGAAUUGUUUAGUUUAUGAAAACAAUUUAAAUAAGAAAUGUCAUAUAUAUUUAGGAUUAAAUGAGAGUUACAAUUUAUUAAUCUUUAAUUGUUUUAUUAAAUACGAAUGAACAAUUUAUAUGUAAUUUAUUUUAAUUAAACUUCA
This is a messenger RNA of Ooceraea biroi (clonal raider ant), 8794 nucleotides long. RefSeq lists its product as uncharacterized. Gene Ontology annotation, molecular function: protein binding. Lineage: Eukaryota; Metazoa; Arthropoda; Insecta; Hymenoptera; Formicidae. The record is from RefSeq and is a predicted model, not a curated record.